AUGAGUUCUUCUUCACUCACACUCCUCACUCUUCUGCUUCUUCUGGCUUUUACUCUCUUUCCGUCAUCCCAAUCAGAGAAGGCCGAUGCCGAUGACAUGAUUGACCGGAUAUGCAAGAAAACUCCAUUCUUCGAUCUCUGUUCCGCCACGCUCCACGCCAACCCUCUCACUCCCAAAGCCGAUCUCAAAGCCAUCGCUCUCGUCGUCCUCAAGGACAUUCUCCUGAACGCCACCGAAACCCUAUCGCACAUCGAAUCCCUCAUCCGCCACACCUCAGAUCGACGAUUGGAGCAAUCCCUAGCUUUCUGCGGCGAAUGCUACAUUCCGAUCAUCAAGUACACUCUCCCUCAGGCCGCCGACGCCGUCAGCCACGGUCAAUUUGGGUUCGCCGCGUAUUGUGUGGGCUAUACUGAGAAGGAAGUGCUUAGAUGUGAGAGGAAGCUUGCAUGGUCGAAGAAUUCGUCUUCACUGGAGAAUCAAAACGGCGUCGUGCAUAAACUUGCCGGCGUGGCUUCUGCAAUAAUCAGAUUGUUACUAAAGGCUUGAUUUGAUGAUAGUUUUGUGAUCUGUAGCUCUGUGUCUUCCUCUUUGUUGUGUAGAUGGUAGUUCCAGUAACAAUGGAAGGAUGUUAUGUUAUAAUCGGAGUUUACAUUCUAGCAAUGGCUCAAGAGGAUGACAGUGCCAAAUUUCUUGGCAUGACAUCUUGGCAAAAGUUAGAUUAAAUUUGAUGAUUUAAAUUUGAUAACUUUUUAAAAUAUAGAUUAAUUUGUAAUAUUAAAAUUUAACUUAAAUGAUUCAGAUUUUAAGUGGAAGUUCAUUG
Prosopis cineraria is the source of this 820-nucleotide messenger RNA. RefSeq lists its product as uncharacterized. Gene Ontology annotation, molecular function: enzyme inhibitor activity. Lineage: Eukaryota; Viridiplantae; Streptophyta; Magnoliopsida; Fabales; Fabaceae. The transcript has a single exon. The coding region runs from base 1 to 546 and encodes 181 amino acids. The record is from RefSeq and is a predicted model, not a curated record.